Pocillopora damicornis (cauliflower coral) is the source of this 1829-nucleotide messenger RNA. Its product is annotated as prolyl 4-hydroxylase subunit alpha-1. Gene Ontology annotation, biological process: peptidyl-proline hydroxylation to 4-hydroxy-L-proline. Gene Ontology annotation, cellular component: endoplasmic reticulum. The record is from RefSeq and is a predicted model, not a curated record. Lineage: Eukaryota; Metazoa; Cnidaria; Anthozoa; Scleractinia; Pocilloporidae. Gene Ontology annotation, molecular function: procollagen-proline 4-dioxygenase activity; protein binding; iron ion binding.
ACAUGUAUUGCACUAACUGAAGAUUUCAGUGUCUCAGCGAGGAGAAAAUGGACACUCGAUGCUGGUUUAUAAUUUUUAUACUAUCGCAAUUUCACAGUCUGUAUCGUCGAAAAUUCUUUGCCAACGGAGAUAGCUUUGCUUCUAUAGCGCAAAUGAAACAAAUCGUCGAUUUGGAGAUGAAGUUAGGUCAAAGCCUGGAGAGAUUUGUCGAGUUAGAGAAGAGUCGAUUGGAAAAAGUAAAGCAAUUUUCUAAAAGUGUCAAGGAAGCCAUGAAUCAAGUUCAAUUAGAAGGACCAAAAUCUCUCGAGAAUCCUGCGACAUCUUAUGCUGUGAUCAAAAGAUUUGCGAACGGAUGGACGGAGCUUGGAAAUUUUUUAGAGAAGGACUAUUCCAGCGAUUUACAAAAUCUACUCAAGUCAAACAAAUGGCAGUUUCCAACUCACAAUGAAGAUCUUCUGGGUGCCAUGGCGGCUAUGUUUCGGCUCCAAGAUACCUAUAAUAUAUCUGCAGUUGACAUGGCUGAUAAUAACAUAAUAGGUUGCGGAGCCGCUCCAAAGCUUUUAGCCGAAGACUGUUUCGAUCUUGGAACUGUGGCGUAUCAAGCCGGUCGAUACACACAGGCAAGAGACUGGCUUAGAUUAGCAGAAACGUUCAUACGUGAAGGAAGACAUGAUGGGGCAGUGAAUCGAACUGAAGUGUUAGAAUACCUGGCAUGGAUCGAAUACGUUAAAGGAAAUCCCGAGCGAGCCCUCAAUCUUACCUUGGAAAUACUGCAAUUUGUUCCUCAUAACAAACAGGCGAAAGAAAAUGUCAUGCACUACAGGGAGAUGGUGGAACAAGGAACACGUGAUACACAUGACCAAAUAAAGGCAAAAGAGGAAGAAAUCAACACGAAGACUUUCAAAACUGGGAAGUACGCGACUUUGUGCAGGGGUGAUACAAGUCAGAGUACUCCUCAAGGAGAUCUUCAAUGCUGGUAUCACGGAAAGAAGAGUCCAUUACUCGUACUUAGACCAAUCAAAGUGGAAAUGGUUUGGCGCAAGCCUGAGUUGUUAAUCUUCAGAAAUCUUUUAAGUACGAAAGAAGCUGAAAGAAUCAAAGAGAUAGCCACACCCAAGCUUGAAAGAGCUACUGUGUUUAACAGAAAAACAGGAAAGCUAGAAAACGCGGAUUAUAGAGUAAGCAAAAGUGCUUGGCUGGAAAGUUGGGACGAUGAAGUCGUUGCAACAGUUAAUAGAAGAAUUGGUGCCGCAACAGGUCUGGAAAUGGACACAGCGGAACCAUUACAGAUUGCAAAUUACGGAAUGGCAGGACAGUACGAAUUUCAUCAUGACUUUGGAGAUCCAGGUUCGCCUUUGGACUUGUCAUCGAAUGGAAAUCGUGUCGCUACUGUGCUCAUUUAUUUGAAUGACGUCAGCAGGGGAGGUUACACAGUUUUUACGCGAGCGAAGACUCAUAUCAGCCCGACAAUGGGAGACGCAGCGUUUUGGUACAAUCUUAAACGAUCAGGAGAGGGAGAUUAUGAAACGGAGCAUGCAGCUUGUCCAGUCCUCUGUGGAAAUAAAUGGGUGGCCAACAAAUGGUUACAUAUUCGAGGACAAGAAUUCCGCCGCAAAUGCAGUCUUAACUCCAAAGAAUGAGGAAAAACUCUGAUUACAACUGAAGCUUGGUUUUUGUGGUGGUCCUUUUUGAAUCCCGACCCAUUUGGUCUAAAUGACUUCCUGUCGUAGGAAGUGAAUUGCAUGAGGAAAUAAGCAAAUUGAAAUCAUAGAUAAGUUCUCAUUGGUCCAUACAGCAAGAAAUUGCCACUCGGUAACUAAAUGAGUGAA